Messenger RNA from Symbiodinium sp. CCMP2592, 597 nucleotides. Lineage: Eukaryota; Dinophyceae; Suessiales; Symbiodiniaceae. The record is from the annotation of a GenBank genome assembly.
AUGGGUCACUGCACCUUCCUGCUGCACGAUGCGGCCGUGCGGGCCGUUUUCGAACUGAGGGAUGUGGACGUCGGUGGCCGACCCAUUUGGGUUGCCGAAGACAGCCGGGGGCCCCCAAGGCCCGGAGCUGCCUCGAGCCCGACACCUCAGGAAGCACUGGCUAAGUUGCUGCCGGCUGCGCUUGGCGUCGCGCAUAUGUUCCCUCCGCCAAUGCUCCCAGUCGUUUCGCAGCGUCGCGGACCAGGAAACACCAGCAAGGAUGCUGCAGACCCCGCAAAUCGGGUCUUCUUCAGCAAUGUGCCUUACGAGAUCAGCGAGGAGCAGCUUAUCGAGCUGUUUCAGCAAGUCGGCACUGUACUGGAGCUCAACCUGUUUCGCAAUGAGAUGGGUCGAUCGAGAGGUAUGGGCCACUGCGUCUUUGCGCACCCCGGGUCUGCCGAGCGGGCCAUCGGCGAGCUGCGCGACGUAAACGCCGGGGCCCCAGGCUUUGGGAGGCUUCAAUACAUUCCCUACGACGUGAGCGUGCUCAUGUCAGGGCAGGCGGAUCUCAGAGUGGACCACAGUAUUUGUCAAUACGAUCCUAAGUCUGAUGCAUGA